UGGAAUUUCCCAUCUCUCAUUUUGCCACUCUGCCCUUUUCCUUAUUAUCAAGACAAAGAAAAGAAUACUUUUUUUUCUAUUAUUAUUUAUCAAUUUAUUAUAACAUAAUUAAUUUCAAGAAUUUAUUCUCUCUCUCUCUCUCUCUAGCCGUCGGACUAACUCCACUAGAAAAUUAACUGCCCUUGGAUUAUGGUGGCGUGUGAUUCGUAGUUGGAGUACAUGUGCUCCUAUCUUUUCUUUUCCUUUGUUUUCCAUUUCUUUUUAUCCUGUCAAAUUCCUAAAUUCAUCUCUUGCUCUAAUUAAUUACUAUAUUAUAGGAUAAGUGUUUGUAAAAUCAUAAUAUAUUUUACACAAUUUAAAUAAUUCAAGUGAUCUUUUAUCUCAGUUUACAUGCAUGAAUUAAUUUCUCCUUGCUAAUAUAUAGUAGUAUAAGAGAGAUAAAAGCAAUGAUAUAAUGUUGAGAAGGAUUAUUUAAUUUGAUUUAAAAGCUGUGUUGUUUAAUUGUAGUUAGUGGCUUGUUGAUCGCCAUCAUUAGCAACAAAGGUAACCGACCCUUGAUUUCAUAUUUGAUAUUUUCUUCAACUUUCAACUACCCUAUAGCUACUUCUACUUCUAGUAAGAGCAACAAAGAGAGAGAGGUUGCUUAGUUGCUGAGUAGCUCACUUUCUUUAUUACUACAUACUUUCCUUGUUCAUCAGAGUUUGAUUCUGUGUUGGAAGUAUGGAUGAAAAAUCAAAACACAAGUGCAAAUUCUGCAGCAAAAUGUUCCCCUGCGGCAGAUCUCUGGGCGGCCACAUGAGGUCUCAUUUGAUCAACAUUGAGAAGAAGGAAGAGAGGUCGAGCGAGGAAGCUGCAUUGUGCACCAAGAAGCGAUCUAAAAGGUACAUGAAUUUGUGCCCUCGGCUGAGCGAGCAGGAGGAGGUGGCCUUGAGCUUGAUUCUGCUGUCCAUGGAUAAUUCCAACAACACCAGUUUUGAUGAGUCCAACAGCAACAGCAAGAGCAGAGAUCCCAGGAAGAGGUCCAAGAUUAAUGAUCAGUCUGAGGUUAACUCUCCCAAGAUCCCACCAUCAGAUGAUAACAAAAACUGCAAGUUUAGGUGCAUGAUUUGCAACAAGGCCUUCCCCUCUUACCAAGCCUUGGGUGGCCACAGAGCAAGCCACAAGAAAUUCAAAGGCUGCUGUGCUCCAACAACUCCUCCCUCACCAAACCCACCUCUAAAUCUUCAAGAAUGCAAGAAAGCCAAACACCAUGAAUGCCCCAUUUGCUUCAAGAUCUUCCCAUCAGGCCAAGCUUUGGGUGGUCACAAGAGAUCACAUUUGAUCACUGAUCAUCACACCACAGACGAGAGGGAGAGACGAAUCCCACAAGUCCGCGGCUUUCUUGAUCUCAACUUGCCUGCUCCGCUCGAGGAAGACUGCAAUGAUCAGUUGAAGCCCUGGUGGAUUGCCGCCACACACGAGCCGCUGCUCGGCCGAUCAUGAUCAUCAUCAUCACUUACAUUUUUUUUCUUUUUCUUUUAGGGGCUUAUUGAGAGAGAUGAAAUGUAUAGAUUCAUUCAUUUUUGUCUUUCUGCUCAAGAUUCAAGACUUGUUCAUCACCAAAACAUUACUACUAUUGCCUAUUGUUUAAUUAAGCACAAGCGGAUUUGCAUUUUCUUGCA
Salvia miltiorrhiza (redroot sage) is the source of this 1661-nucleotide messenger RNA. RefSeq names its product zinc finger protein ZAT4-like. The record is from RefSeq and is a predicted model, not a curated record. Lineage: Eukaryota; Viridiplantae; Streptophyta; Magnoliopsida; Lamiales; Lamiaceae. Bases 721 to 1482 code for a protein of 253 amino acids. The transcript has a single exon. Gene Ontology annotation, biological process: regulation of DNA-templated transcription.